Molecule: messenger RNA, 2139 nt
Organism: Oryza brachyantha (malo sina)
Lineage: Eukaryota; Viridiplantae; Streptophyta; Magnoliopsida; Poales; Poaceae
Product: general transcription and DNA repair factor IIH subunit TFB1-1-like
Exons: 20
Coding region: 171-1970 (599 amino acids)
Biological process (GO): nucleotide-excision repair; transcription by RNA polymerase II; transcription by RNA polymerase I
Cellular component (GO): transcription factor TFIIH holo complex; transcription factor TFIIH core complex
Source: RefSeq, a predicted model, not a curated record
UCCUUUCUCCUCUCUCUCCGACUCGACGCCCAGCUCCGCCACCGCCGCGCCAGCCGGCCACCGGCGACCCCGACCCACCGCGCGGCAGCUCCCCGCUCUUCUCCUCCCUCCCUCCCGGCGCUCGCGUUUCUCCGCCGCGCGUCUGCCUGCGGCGGCGGCUGGCGGCGGCGAUGGGGUCCAUGACGAUCGGCGCCAAGUACAAGACCACGCUCAAGGACCCCGGCACCACCGGCGUCCUCCGCAUGAACGAGGAUAAGUUCACAUUCACUCCUAAUGACCCGCGGUCGGCGAUGAAGCUCAAUGUUGAUUUCCGGAGCAUCAAAGGUCACAAGUUCAACAAAGUAGAUGGUAACAAACCAGCACCACCAUUACUGAAUCUUUCAAAAGACUCCGACAAGGGUGGAGGCUACAUAUUUGAGUUUGAGAAUGUUACUAGCCGUGAUCUAUCUCGUGACUUUGUAGCUAGAGUUUUAGGUAAACAACAAGGUACAAUACCGCCCCCUGAAAAUUCAGUUACUUCAACUGAUCCAGAACAGCUUAGUGCUGCAGAAAUGCAACGACGCAUGAAAUUGCUGCAUGAAGAUAGUGAAUUGCAGAAGUUACAUAGAAAGCUUGUUAUUGGCAAUAUCCUGCAAGAAUCUGAAUUUUGGGCAACAAGAAAGAAUUUACUUGAUGAUGAAGCAAAUAAAGGGUCAAAACAAAGGCCAGGUUUCAAAAGUGCAAUGCUAGCUGAUGUUAGACCAUCGGCUGAUGGUCGGACAAAUAAGGUUACGUUCAGUCUCACCACCGAGAUAAUUCAUCAGAUAUUUGCAGAGAAACCAGCUGUCCAUCGAGCCUUUUUAAAUUUUGUUCCAAAAAAGAUGUCAGAAAAGGAUUUUUGGACAAAAUAUUUUAGAGCUGAAUAUCUUCUUAGGACGAAAAAUACAGUGGCAGCAGCUGCUGAGGCUGCUGAAGAUGAAGAAUUGGCCGUCUUCCUGAAGAAUGAUGAUAUACUAGCAAAGGAGGCAAGGUUGAAGAUAAAACGAGUUGACCCAACAUUAGACAUGGAGGCAGAUGCAGGAGAUGACUACAUCCAUCUUCCGGACCAUGGGAUUAUCCGUGAUGGCAGCAAAGAGACAAUUGAAAAUGAUGGUGAAUUGGCCAGGAGAACACUUUCACAGGAUCUGAAUCGACAUGCAGCUGUUGUGCUUGAAGGAAGAUCUUCAGACGUGGAAUUAACCGAUACAAAGACUGUUGCUGAAGCACUUGCAAGGUCCAAGCGAGAACCACCUCCUAGUUCUAUUUCUGAUGAUACUAGUCAUGAGAGAUUGGUAAAGGUGGCCCGCAUGACUGAGAUAGAGGAUCUGCAAGCUCCACGAAGUGUUCCUUAUGCACCACUUUGUAUAAAGGAUCCUCGAGAAUAUUUUGAUUCCCAACAAGCAAAUGCUCUGAGAUCUUUGGGUGGCAACAAUGAUGGAAGACAUGCUCGUAAUUGUAGACUGAGUGCACAUGAUGCAUUUGAUCAUUUGUUGGGUCAAAUAUCUUCUAUAAAAGUUAAUGGAUUGAACUAUCCAGUUGUUCAGUCAGAUGUGGCUUUUAAGGUUCUGAAUGAAUUGAAUGAUGGAAUUUCACGGACAAGAAGACUUAAUCUUAAGAAUCCUCAAGAUAGUCUGCUUGGUCAAAUCCCUCGACAUACACGAGAUGAACUUAUGGAUCACUGGACAGCUAUCCAGGAAUUAUUGCGGCAUUUUUGGUCAUCAUAUCCAAUAACAACUUCAGUUCUUUAUAAUAAGGUUCAAAGAAUUAAGGAUGCAAUGACACAAAUAUAUCAAAAGUUGCAGAAUAUAAAGGAAUCAGCGCAACCUGAUGUGAGGCAUGAAAUAUCUCAACUAGUAAAGCCCAUGACCCAGGCUUUGGAUGCUGCCUUCAACCAUGAGUUGGAGCAGCAGCAAAAAUCAUCGAAGUCUGGGAAUAAGCCCAAUGGGUUUUAACUUGUAAGCCGAGAAGACUAGCUUCGCCGACGGAUUAGGAAUUGAUUUACUGCUAGAGCAAGAGGGUUACUUGCAGUUCUGGAAGGGGUCACCUCCUUGAGCCUUGAUUCUCAUGUAUAAUACACCUGAGCUUUAUUAGUGGUAUGCAUAAUCAUACUGAACGCCCCAA